AUGGUCGAUGCAGCUGUAGUGACAAUCUCAGAGCAGCUUCUACACCACAGCCAUUUCCAGCAUGAAGAUCACUGGGGGUCUCCUUCUGCUCUGUACAGUGGUCUAUUUCUGUAGCAGCUCAGAAGCUGCUAGUCUGUCUCCAAAAAAAGUGGACUGCAGCAUUUACAAGAAGUAUCCAGUGGUGGCCAUCCCCUGCCCCAUCACAUACCUGCCAGUUUGUGGUUCUGACUACAUCACCUAUGGGAAUGAAUGUCACUUGUGUACCGAGAGCUUGAAAAGUAAUGGAAGAGUUCAGUUUCUUCACGAUGGAAGUUGCUAAAUUCUCCAUGGACAUAGAGAGAAAGGAAUGAUAUUCUCAUCAUCAUCUUCAUCAUCCCAGGCUCUGACUGAGUUUCUUUCAGUUUUACUGAUGUUCUGGGUGGGGGACAGAGCCAGAUUCAGAGUAAUCUUGAUUGAAUGGAGAAAGUUUCUGUGCUACCCCUACAAACGCAUGCCUCACUGACAGACCAGCAUUUUUUUUAAACACGUCAAUAAAAAAAUAAUCUCCCAGAAA
Gorilla gorilla gorilla (western lowland gorilla) is the source of this 553-nucleotide messenger RNA. It is a transcript of the gene SPINK7, whose product is annotated as serine peptidase inhibitor Kazal type 7. NCBI's taxonomy places the organism in Eukaryota, Metazoa, Chordata, Mammalia, Primates, Hominidae. Bases 62 to 319 code for a protein of 85 amino acids. The record is from RefSeq and is a predicted model, not a curated record. Gene Ontology annotation, molecular function: protein binding. The transcript is spliced from 4 exons.